This is a messenger RNA of Sodiomyces alkalinus F11, 1819 nucleotides long. RefSeq names its product Brix-domain-containing protein. The transcript has 3 exons. Bases 215 to 1474 code for a protein of 419 amino acids. Gene Ontology annotation, biological process: maturation of 5.8S rRNA; maturation of LSU-rRNA. Gene Ontology annotation, molecular function: rRNA primary transcript binding. Gene Ontology annotation, cellular component: nucleolus; preribosome, large subunit precursor. The record is from RefSeq and is a predicted model, not a curated record. NCBI's taxonomy places the organism in Eukaryota, Fungi, Ascomycota, Sordariomycetes, Glomerellales, Plectosphaerellaceae.
GCGCCCAGAAGACGAUUAUACACCGUAACCCCUGGCCUUUCCGAUAUCGACUGUGGGUACGGAGGACUGACAUCGGUACACGUACUAUUGUCAAGGAGGUGGGGCAUGUGAACUCCACUAAAAUUUCUAUCCUUCAGAUCUUUUUGAUAGCAGACUGGAAGAAGCAUCAACUCAAUCAGAACCAUUUUGCGCACAUUGUUCCGCCAUCGACACAAUGGGCGCCCACAAAGGCAGGAAGCCCUCCUCGGGAGACUCCCUCUCAAAGAAAACUAGUAACAAGCUGAAGAGGCAACAACUUUACAUCCUACACAAGAAAGACAAGGACAAGGAAUUGCGCGAGCAGCGGUUUCGAAGGAAAAAAGAGGAAGACAAGGACCCCGAACUUCGAGCUGCCCGACUCGCCAAGAACAAACCGCAAACCCUCGAAACGAAACGAGUAUGGGAUGACGUGGACGACGACGGUCUGGGCGUACAGGUCGAUGUCGAGCAGCUGAAAAGGCGGCGGCUCGAAGAGGAGGAGCGAGCGCAAAUGGGGGCCAUUGACGAGGAGGAAGAAGACGACGACGAUGACGACGACAGCAUGCUAGCGUCCGAUGACGAGGAGGGCGAGGAUAACGAGGCUAAGAAGGAAGCCUUGGAAAGGAAACGAGAGAAGCGCGCGAAACGAGAUACCAGCCUGGCCCCGUCCACGACCAGUACGAACCUCGACCUCACGCCCUCGUCGCUGGCGGCCAAGUUCCCGACGCUCUUCACCGACAUUCCCCCGCCCACGCCCAAAGUCCUCAUUACCACUUCCUUGAACUCGACGCUGCACAACGAGGCCGACGUCUUCUGCACCGUCUUCCCCAACUCCACCUACAUCCGACGCACCAACCAUCGCUACGGCCACAAGUACUCGCUCCGCGAGAUCAGCCGAUUCGCCGCCAACCGUGAAUACACAGCCGUGGUCAUGCUCCGCGAAGAUUCCAAGAAGCUCACUGGCCUGACCGUCGUGCACCUCCCGUCUGGCCCUACCUUCACCUUUUCCAUCACAAACUUCAUGGAAGGCCGCAAGCUCCCGGGCCACGGCAACCCCACCAACCACUACCCUGAGCUGCUCCUCAAUAACUUCAAGACUCCUCUUGGACUGCUCACCGCUAAGCUGUUCCAGACACUAUUCCCGCCCCAGCCCGAGUUUCAGGGGCGUCAAGUUCUCACGAUCCACAACCAACGUGAUUUCCUCUUCUUCCGCCGUCAUCGGUACGUAUUCCGAGACAAGCGAGCGACAGAGAGGAACAUUACCGGAACGGACGGCAAGGACAUGGAAGGUGUCGAGGGUAUUCGGGUAGGAUUACAGGAGGUGGGACCUCGAUUCACGCUGAAGCUGAGAAGAGUGGACAAGGGCAUCGGCCGUGCGGGAAGCGAGGGCGACGAUGCGCUACAGUGGGAAUGGAAGGGCAAGAUGGAGAAAGACCGGAAGCGCUUCAACCUGUAGGGCGAUGCGGUUGAGAGAUACCCCCUUAAAAAGACGAUCCAACGAUGAACAGGAUGACAACAUUAUUUCUGAGCGAAAUCCAUAUGGGUGUGUGUCUAGUGAAAGCGAUGAACAGUGACCUAGGCCGUUAUGAAACGACCUGCGAAUUUGGUGCGCCAUUCACGCCAUCUCGUCUGCGCCCGGAAACUGAAGAGUGAAGAAAUUUCGAAGAGGGCGGAAUAUAUCCAAAAACGCCAAUGCAUGCAGAAAAGAAAGCUAAGUAGAAAAAAACUCCCCAUGUAUGCCCUCAGUUAUCUAUUUUGUCCGUCCAUCCCUCCGGUUUUCAAGGAUCUAAAAAUGUUGGGG